ACACACACACACCUGUGUUUAAAUGAUCUGCAGUCCGGUGCAGCUCUACAGACUGUGUCAGCGUCCAUCCAACAGGGAGACUUCUGGAACCUUCUGGAACCUUCUGCCCUCUCAGACCGUGACCUUCGCACUAGAGCCGCAGGACCAUACACACACUCUCAAACACACACACACCUGUGUGGAAGAUGGAGGAGUUGGAUCUUCCUCAGAUGCAGAGAGAAGUGGAAAGUCUGAAACUGCAACUUCAGACCAACAGAGAAAAAUCCUCUGUGACUGUUGCAGACUUGGUGAAAUGGAUUGAGGAGGGUGUGGCCAACGAUCCCUUCCUGAAUGCUGAUUUGCUGAGGACCAAUCCGUGGGUGGAGGGGGGAAAGUGUGUGUUGCUCUAACACACCCAGCAUGAGAACACAAUCAUUCAAUAAAUCAAUAAAUUAUUCAAUAAAUCAA
Clupea harengus (Atlantic herring) is the source of this 447-nucleotide messenger RNA. It is a transcript of the gene gng13a, whose product is annotated as guanine nucleotide binding protein (G protein), gamma 13a. Gene Ontology annotation, cellular component: heterotrimeric G-protein complex. Gene Ontology annotation, molecular function: G-protein beta-subunit binding. Bases 186 to 389 code for a protein of 67 amino acids. The record is from RefSeq and is a predicted model, not a curated record. Lineage: Eukaryota; Metazoa; Chordata; Actinopteri; Clupeiformes; Clupeidae. Gene Ontology annotation, biological process: sensory perception of taste; phospholipase C-activating G protein-coupled receptor signaling pathway. The transcript has 3 exons.